Mesorhabditis belari is the source of this 429-nucleotide messenger RNA. NCBI's taxonomy places the organism in Eukaryota, Metazoa, Nematoda, Chromadorea, Rhabditida, Rhabditidae. The record is from the annotation of a GenBank genome assembly.
AUGAUCUCAGAAUCGAAUGUUUUUAUUUGCAUCUUUAUUUUGGUAUUGCAACAAGUCGCCGCUCAAAUCGGCACCGGAGCCGAGUUCGGCCCUGUGAUCGGCAUCGGAGCACAAAGCCAAGAUGGUUUCCAAGUGCUAGGGAUUGGAAAUGGUGUUGGUUUACUAUGUCAGGAUUCAACUACCACUUGCAAAAUCUGGACUCAAAAUGGUUUCUGCUCGAACACAGCCUAUACCAGCGCACAGAAGUAUCAGUACUGUGCGAGAAGCUGUAAUUUGUGUCAAUAUUCACCGAAUUUCCCGUCAAUCACAUGUACGGAUUCGAAUUAUAUGUGCUCUCAAUGGGCUCAAAAUGGAUUCUGCUCAAACACUGUCUACACAAAUGACCAAAAGCGACAAUACUGUGCUCGCUCCUGCAACUUGUGCUAUUAU